Anisakis simplex (herring worm) is the source of this 1662-nucleotide messenger RNA. The record is from the annotation of a GenBank genome assembly. NCBI's taxonomy places the organism in Eukaryota, Metazoa, Nematoda, Chromadorea, Rhabditida, Anisakidae.
AUGGGAUGGUUGAGGAAGAAUCUUCUGUUAAUUGGUACGAUUGCAUCCGUGGUGUUAGGUGCAUUGCUCGGUUUCCUGUUGAGACCGUUGAAUCUGACACCUCAAACAAUCACGUUGGUGUCAUUUCCGGGCGAAAUUCUCAUGCAUAUGCUCAAACUAAUGAUUCUUCCUCUCAUUAUCAGUUCUCUCAUAUCAGGUUACUCGAAGCAGAGAAAAUCUAAUGCAAUAAUCAACUGUUUUAUAGGACUCGCACAACUGGAUGCGAAACAAUCCGGUAGAAUGGGCUCACUGGCCAUCCUCUACUACGUUGCUACUACCAUAAUCGCAGUCAUUACGGGCAUUUUUCUUGUGCUCACGAUACAUCCCGGUGAUCCAACAAUUAAACAAGAUCUUGGUGAGGGAAUGGAAGGUAAAACAGUGAGCACGAUUGAUACGUUUCUCGAUUUGAUACGGAACAUGUUCCCUGAGAAUAUCGUUCAAGCAACCUUCCAACAAGUACAAACCACUUACGUACCAGUUAAACCAAAAAUCCUCCGAAAGAAUACCACUGAAAUGUUAUUAGCACUGGCGAACGGCUCAAUGACUGUCAUGCGACCAUCUAUAGAAUACACUCCAGGAAUGAAUGUUCUCGGGAUAAUCGUUUUUUGCAUCGCAUUUGGUAUUGUUGUAAGUCAACUGGGCGAGGAAGCUCGUUUGAUGGUGGAAUUUUUUGUGAUAAUGGAUCAAGUUAUUAUGAAAUUAGUCAUGACUGUUAUGUGGUAUUCACCGUUCGGUAUCAUGUGCCUGAUAAUGGGCAAGAUCUUGGAAAUACACGAUCUGGCUGAUACGGCUCGUAUGUUAGCGAUGUACAUGGUAACCGUACUGCUUGGUUUAGCCAUUCACUCGUUAAUAAGUCUUCCGUUGUUGUUCUUCGUUUGUACAAAGAAAAAUCCGUACGUAUUUAUGCGUGGACUGUUGCAAGCCUGGAUAACAGCACUGGGUACGGCCUCCAGUUCGGCCACGUUACCGCUGACAUUCCGAUGUUUGGAGGAGAAUCUUGGCGUGGACAGAAGAGUGACACGAUUCGUUUUGCCGGUUGGCGCAACCAUCAAUAUGGAUGGUACAGCACUAUACGAAGCGGUUGCAGCCCUUUUCAUUGCACAAAUGAAUGGUGUUCAUCUAUCAUUUGGUCAGGUGGUUACAGUCAGCCUCACUGCUACACUAGCAUCAAUUGGUGCAGCAUCUGUGCCAUCAGCAGGACUUGUUACAAUGCUGCUUGUUUUGACAGCCGUUGGCUUACCGGUUAAAGACGUGUCGUUGAUUGUCGCAGUUGAUUGGCUGUUAGAUCGAAUCCGUACAUCAAUCAACGUUAUCGGUGAUGCGUUCGGCGCUGGUGUUGUACACCAUUUCAGUCAAGAACGACUGGCGUUGUUGGAUGCUGAACAUCGUUUAUCACAACAGAUCUACGAUGAGCACGGUACAUUUCGUUUCAAUAUUCGUUCAACGGAACAAAUUCAUUCACUCUUACUCACAGCAAUGGUGAAGUACUCGCAAAUGAGGCAGUGCACAGGAUCAUCCACCUGUACGGGUCAUCUUUUAGAUGGUCGUAAACGCAGUAGUAAGGCUUGGACUGUACAACAACAAGACGGUUAUACGUCAGUACAAACUGACGACGGAAAAUGA